Molecule: messenger RNA, 2512 nt
Organism: Aphis gossypii (cotton aphid)
Lineage: Eukaryota; Metazoa; Arthropoda; Insecta; Hemiptera; Aphididae
Exons: 6
Coding region: 1606-2346 (246 amino acids)
Molecular function (GO): NAD+ poly-ADP-ribosyltransferase activity
Source: RefSeq, a predicted model, not a curated record
UGCUUAAUCAUUUUCUUGAAAGUUUUUUUUUUGUUUUAUGGGGGGGAGCCCUAAAACUCCCCUUCUUAUGUUAUUGUCGUUUAAUAGAUAUAAUAACAAAAAUAACGAAUUAAAAAUCAUCCAAAUCAAAGGAUAAGGAAUCAUAUAUGACGUGAUCAUUAUAUCAAUCACUUCAAAACAACAUUAAUUUAUUUUAUUGAGCUAUUAAAACAGUCUGUAACCAAAUACUCUUAAAUGAAAAUCAUAUUAUUGUCAUAUUGUAUAGGAUCCAGUACCAGCAGAUCCAUGGACAGGUAUUUUCAAUGACACUAUUGAGCCACAAGUAUGUAAGUAGAAUAUAAAUAGCGGUUCUGCUGCCCCCGCGCACACCUCCACCCCAUCACCGGCUCGUACUUCUACCCUAGCGCCGUAUAGCUCGUCCUUCCCCCCAACGCACAUCUCCAUCCUCACCUCCACCUAUCACUUCAUCGCUCCAACACUAUACCUGUUGUCAUAUAUAUAUUAUUGUAUGUAUCAUAUUAUUAUUGUACACAUAUAUGACAACGAUUUUUACAUGCAAUCUGUAUAUAUGUAUAUUCGAGACAUGUGCACAAGAGUUUAUUACUAGUGUUGUUUUAACCCUAUGUCGGUAACCUUGACUAUUGUUCACUGAAUUUAUAUUUAUUUUGGAAUUUAUACAUUUUAUUGUAUUCACUUUAAAAUAUUUGGUCUACAUAGGGUGAUUAGCAAAAAAUAUAUAAUAUUCUGGGAUAGAAUCGAACCGGUAUUUGUAAAAACUUAACCAAACAUAUUUUCCCCACUUUGAUUCUAUCCUAUUGUGAGAUAUUAUCAAAACUGAUGUAUUUAAAGAAAUAUACAUGGGUAAUAUAAAAAGAAUUGUUAAGAUAGGCGGUCGUUCUGUAUAUAUGUAUAUAAUACCACCGUACCUACUAGCGAGUGGCGUUGCUAUACAUUUUCGAAAAUCAGGUAUAUUUAUACCAUAUCAUUGUAUAUCAUUGUUAUAUUAUCGAUCCGUAUGUGAUUUCGAUGGUCUUUGAAAACUAUUAUCAAGAUCGCAUUCUAAGAAAAAGACGGACAUUUUUUCAAGGUAAAAACGUACACUCCCUACCAGUGGGGGUUGUUAUGUACAUUUUACGAAAAGCAAACAUAGUUUUCGAUUAUUCAGUCUUAUAUUUUCCCGCGUAUAAACCUGUACAAGAUUGCUUCAGCUAACCAAAAAUUCACCAAGUCCAAGCUGUUAAACGUAAAUGACGAACAACUAUGAAGAAUAUAAUAUUCGAGAAAUUAUCGAUGAAGUACCUGUUUCCCAAUAUCGAUGUCCUCAAGUAUAAGCGACCUAUAUAGUGUCAUAACUCCACCGGCAGCUUUUUCCUAUGAAUCAUCGAUGUCACCAAGCAUGUUACACAGCUUCCGCUAAAGACACCUCGCGAGUUCUAUAAUCUGAUCAUUGGAAUAAUAAAACAACGCGACUACGCGAGACCAAGUAUUUUUCCUGGGGCGAGGAUAAGGACAAAAUGCUGCAUUGAAUAUGGUCAUGAAGAGGUAUGAAAAUAAUAUCACCGCUGCUUUCGACGACUGGAGGAAUAGGGAUUCUAUACAACGACAAUGUUUUCAAGUGAUAGUAGCAGUAUAACACACACUAGUGCGUCGGAGUUUACAGCGCAAGCUGUAGUCCAUAUUUUGGAACGUACUUCAAAGUUGUCACUCGUCCACUACAAUGGCGUGGAUCGUCCGUUUCUUGGCGAGUUAAGCACCGACGGCGAUAAUGAAAUUAAACAGCUUGUACAAACAACAUUUCCCAACUGCAAUAUCAGUAAAAUAAAACAAGUCUACUAUCCACAAAUGUACGGCAUGUAUUUACUGCGCGAAGAAGAGAUGAAAUUGGAAGUUGGCCGAAGAGUUCAAGAAAAAUUGCUUUUCCAUGUGACAACUGAGUCCAGAGCCAUGGAGUCGCUGAGCAGUGGACUCGACUGGAGACGCACCCAGCGCAACAAAUUUGGAUGUGGUGUUUCGUUCAGCGACAACGCCGAUUAUGCUAAUUAUUAUGCUGACAAAUCUCCCAGCGAAGACACACGCGUCAUCAUGAUAUGCUGCGUGCUGGUUAGAGAAACCUAUGUGGUCCCCAGACAAAACGAUGGAAACGACUUAAUCGUACCACCUGACUUUGCGGACACGUCGGUGAGCCAUACUGGUCACGUGUACGUUAAGUACAACGAUAAUGAAUUUUAUCCACUUUUCUUUGCAUUCUACCGGCGGGAACAUGAACAUCGAAUCACAAGCAAAUUUUACCGCGCCAACAACUACCGCGGUCGAUCAAAUAGGUCCUACAAUCGCAAUCGCUGGUAGUUAGCUACGACCGCGAUAGCAACUUAUGUGAUUCCAUCGAUGAUGCAUUUAAUCAAGGCCUUUAAGUUCUAAUUAUUAUUUUUCAUUUUUAUGUAAUCGGACAGGAGUAUUUUUUUAAAAAAAAUGUUUAAUUUUACAUAAUAUUAAAUAUUUAUUCACAUAGAUA